AUGGCCUCUAUAGAUUUUGAUGUAAAUGUUGCCCGCACUUUUUUCCCUGCUCUGCAGCAGGAACAGGUUUACAUGGAUAAUGCAGGUGGAAGUCAAGUCCUAGCCAGUGUGGCUGACUCUAUACAUUCAUACCUGCUCAACAGGAAUGUCCAGCUCGGGGCUACAUACAAGGUCUCCAAAGAGUCAACAGCAGCAUACACAGAAGGCUACAAGUCUGCGGCCAGCUUCAUUAAUGCCCAGCCAGAAGAGAUCAGUAUCGGCAUCUCGACAACUCAGCUGCUGCACAAUCUCUCGGUCGCUCUAAAAUUUCAAGCUGGCGAUGAGUUGAUCGUGUCUAAACUCAACCACGAGGCCAAUAGCGCGCCCUGGGUGCAGGUUGCCGAGCGUAUGGGUUUGACUAUAAAGUGGUGGUCUGCCACUGAUCCUCUGAAUCCUACAUGCGAGGUAGCUGAGUUGCAGUCUUUACUGUCGGACAAAACGAGACUGGUCUCAUGCCCCCAUGCGUCCAAUAUUACUGGAACCAUCAGCCCGAUCCGGCAGAUUGCCGACGCUGUUCACGCCUUUCCUCGCGCAAUGCUAUGCGUUGAUGGGGUCGCAUUGGCUCCUCAUCGACAGGUGGAUGUAAAGGCACUCGAUGUGGAUUUCUACUCCUUUUCUUGGUAUAAGGUAUAUGGUCCACACGUGGCCCAGUUGUAUGCUGCAUCGCGCAUUCAAGACGAUAUCCAAUCGCUGGGUCACUUUUUCAAGCCCACCCACACUCUAGAUCUCAAGCUCAACCUGGCCUCUGCUAGCUAUGAGAUGACUCAAAGUAUCCCCAAGGUCGUGGAAUACUUUGGGCCUGACCCCAGUGCCAGGUGGGCAGCCAUGGCGAAUCAUGAGGAAAGACUCCAGCAAAUCCUCCUCUCCUUUCUGGCAGGGGAUGAGCGGAUCAGAAUCAUUGGAGAACCUUCGGCGGCUCAAGCCCUCCGUGUACCUGUGAUUAGUUUCAUAGUGCGGGGAUUUGGUAGUCAGAAGCUGGUGGAAAUGGUGGAGUUCCGAUCUGCCUAUGGAUUUCGGAGUGGGCAUAUGUAUAGCCACCGGCUGUUGGCUGAUGUGUGUGGCUUACAGGAUUUGGAGGAUGGGGUGGUGCGGGUGAGCUUGUUGCACUACAACACAGAGGGGGAAGUGCAGGGGUUGGUGGUGGUGUUACGUGAGGUUCUGGCCGAGAUCGGGCAG
This is a messenger RNA of Penicillium taxi, 1215 nucleotides long. RefSeq names its product putative aminotransferase. The transcript is spliced from 7 exons. The annotation marks the transcript as partial. The record is from RefSeq and is a predicted model, not a curated record. Lineage: Eukaryota; Fungi; Ascomycota; Eurotiomycetes; Eurotiales; Aspergillaceae.